AUGCGGUUCUCAAAACUAAUUCCUGCCCUAUCCCUGGCUUGUACGGCAUUAGCUGUUGCCAGUGAUGCCAAGAAGCCAAAUAUUAUAUUGAUUAUGUCUGAUGAUCAAGACCGGCGGCUGGGCUCUACCGACUUCCAGCCAGUGUUGCAUCGCGCAAUCUUUGAACAAGGAGUUCAGUUCAGCAAUCAUUUCACCAACACUGCGCAAUGCUGCCCGUCGCGUGCUGGUUUCUUGAGAGGACAAGUAACGCACAACACCAACAACACCAGUGUAAGACAACCAGGGGGUAAUUACGACAAAUGGCUGGCGUCCGGUAUAGACGAGGACUAUUUACCUCAUUGGCUUAAAAAGGCUGGUUAUAAAGCCGAAUAUGUGGGCAAGUUCUUAAAUGGCUACAACGUCGUCAACUACAACAAUACACCGAAGGGGUGGGAUCACAUUGAUUCUUUGCUUGACCCUUACACAACCUACUACAAUGUGCCUAUCAUGUCACAGAACGGGGAGCGUCCUGUCUAUUACAAGGGAUUUCAUAGCACCGACGUUGUUCGUAUCAAGUCACUGGCUAGAUUGGACGGCCUGUUAAAGCAGGCGGAUCCGUUUUAUCUACAAAUAUCGCCGUACUCGCCACACGUACAGAACGACGCAAACACGGCGACUCCACUUGCCCGCCACAUCGACACACUCAAAGGGCUGCGCGUGCCACGUCUGCCCAAUUACAACCCUGCUGAAGAAUUUCAGGCUGGCAUUGGAGGAUGGCCGCGUUAUCUCCCACUCAUGAAUGAGACUAUUCAGAAUUGGACCGACUAUUCUUACCAGCGCAGGGCCGAGGCGUUGCAAGGCGUGGACGAGAUUAUCGAGGAUGUAAUGGCCAUGCUUGGGGCCAGCGGACAAUUGGACAACACAUUUGUGAUUUAUACCACAGACAAUGGCUAUCACAUUGGGCAGCACCGUUUACCUGGCGGCAAGGCGCUCUUUUAUGGCGAGGAUACAAAUCUCCCAUUCGCAGUACGCGGGCCAGGCAUUCCCAAGAACGUCACUUCGACGAUUCCGGGCAUCCAUGUGGAUCUGGCUCCGACCUUCCUGGACAUUGCCGGACUUCCCAGGGCUGACUGGCCACCGUUCCUGGAUGGGCAGAGCCUCUUGGCGCAGUGGAAGGACCCCACAGGCAGCACGGGCGCCGGCGCUGGGGACGGUAACAGCAAGGAGACGCUGGCCAUCGAGUUUUGGGGCUCAAACACGAUCGAGUCUCCCAACGGCAGGGAAUUGGGCGCGCCGUUCUUCAACACGACCUACAAGACGGUGCGAAUCCUGGCCGACCGUCGUUCUUGGCUCUACUCUGUCUGGUGCAACGGCAAGGCCGAGCUGUACGACACCAUCGCGGACCCUUUUGAGCUGGUGAACCUAGCCGGAAAGCCGGAGCAGGCAGCCGUGGAGAGCCGGCUCAAUGCCCUCUUGCUCGUCACCAAGUCGUGUGCCGAAGGAACCUGCCGCGACCCGUGGUCCGUCUUCAACCCGUCGCAGCCGUACAACGUCACGACGGACCCCGCAACCGCGGCCGACUCGGACAAGAUCUCCAAUCUAGCGCAGGCCCUGGAUCCGAAAUACGACGCCUUCUUCGCGUCCUUCCCGCGCGUCAACUUCAAAAGCUGCGCCCCGCAGUAUCAGGACGUUGCCAACGAGGAGCCCUUUUAUCCCGCAGCCGCAGCAAAGGGGUUGGGUCUUGCGUAUCGGCGCCCGACCGACAACUUCGUCUCCAAGAGCGCUGGCGUGGUCAUCGCCGACAAGAAUUUCUAUGGCACGCCCGAGCAGCGUCAUGCGACGCUCGAGCAGCUCUACGCCAACGCUCGCAACUUGACCGACGAGGAGCUCGCGGCACCGGCAUCUGGAGGUGGAGGGUUUGGGAAAAGGUGGGGCGUCCGCGUCGCCAAGGAUAGCGAGGUCGUGGCCCAACUUUUCUCCGACUUGCGGGACGUUGAGGUGCUGUCACCGGCGUUUCAGAAGCCGGCUACAGUCCCCAUGGCCUUUUCCAAUGGUACAAGCGGCCCAACGCCUCAGUUUGAGCUCGAGCAUUUCUUGCAGACGCUUGCCGCCCGGAACAAAUGGAUGACGUACCACAACCCGACUUUCCGUUCCGAAGAAGGACGCUCACUGCCAUACGUCUUCUUGUCGACGUCUUCCGACGAGCCCAAGGUUUCCUCUGGUGGUCUUUCAAGUCAUGCCAAUACCACACAGUCGGAAAAGGUUCGUGUCUGGAUGCAAGGAGGAGUUCACGGCAACGAGCCCGCAGGCGACCAGGCCCUCCUUGCCCUGCUAGGCAAGUUUGACGCCAAUGCCACCUGGGCCCUCUCGGUUCUCGACAAGGUGGACAUCCUGAUGCUGCCGCGCUACAACCCGGACGGUGUAGCUUAUUUCCAGCGUUACCUCGCCACCUCCUUGGACCCCAACCGCGACCACACCAAGAUGGCCCGCCAGCAGACGCGUGACAUCAAGAAGCUCGUCAUGGACUUUGCCCCGCACGUCGGCGUCGACUGCCACGAGUAUUCCGCCUCGAGGGCUUACGACGCCUCUGGGAAGACCUGGCUGUCGUCCCAGGACUCGCAGUUCAGCGCCAUGAAGAACUUGAACAUUCACAAGGACAUCAGGGCCCUAUCCGAGGGGCUCUUCACAGACGCCAUCGCCUCGGCUCUCGACGCUCGCGGCCUGCGCCACAGCCCGUACGUCGUCGGCUCCCUCGACCAGAACGGUGGCGUCGUCUUGGAGGAGACCACGGGUGAUGCCAAGAUGGGCGAUACGUCCGUAGGGUUGUCGCAGGCCGUCAUGUUUUUGUCAGAGACGCGCGGCAUCGGUCUGGCGGACCAGCAGUUCCAGCGCCGGGUUGCCACGGGCUUGACCCUCGUCGAGGCCCUUGUGCAGACCGCCGCCGACAAUGCCGCACACGUCUACUCCACCAUCGAAGCGGCGCGGGCCGACUUCAUAUCCAACAAUCGGGAUAUCGUCGUCACCGACUACCUGCGGCCGACCAACAUCUCUUGGACCUUUGUCAAUGCGCCCAACGGGACGCUGAUCGACGUCCCCGUCACCUUCAUGAACAGCACCCCUGCUGUCGCCAAUCUGACCCGCUCCCGCCCCGAAGCCUACGUCUUCUCCAGGGCCUGGCACGACGCAGCCGACCGCCUGCGCGCCGCCGCGGUAGUCGUGGAGGAGCUGCCCGCAGCCUUUACUGGUCGCGUCGAAGCUUUCAACAUCACCAGCGCCACGCUGGAUCGGAACAAGUACGAGGGCAUUGCGCGCACCACCCUGACGACCGAGACGUUCAACAAGAUUGUCACCAUCCCAGCCGGUGGGUAUUGGGUGAGCACACGGCAGAAGAAUGCUGCUCAUGUUUUCAACGUGCUGGAGCCUGAAAACAUUGACAGUUACGCUACGUUUAAUAUUCUGCCGGUCAGUGCGGGAGACGAAUACCAGGUUUAUAGGGUUAUGAAAUAG
Messenger RNA from Pyricularia pennisetigena, 3486 nucleotides. RefSeq lists its product as uncharacterized. The record is from RefSeq and is a predicted model, not a curated record. Gene Ontology annotation, biological process: proteolysis. Gene Ontology annotation, molecular function: glycosaminoglycan binding; metallocarboxypeptidase activity; N-acetylglucosamine-6-sulfatase activity. Bases 1 to 3486 code for a protein of 1161 amino acids. The transcript has 7 exons. Lineage: Eukaryota; Fungi; Ascomycota; Sordariomycetes; Magnaporthales; Pyriculariaceae.